AUGCAUAGCAACAUCAUCAACUUCCGGUUGACAAGUGAAGAGCUAAGCCAUAUUCAGGUUGACCAGUACUUUGUCACUUACACUAUUGAGCCCAUGCUUGAGUUGCUGUGGAUCGAGGAGAUCGCACACGAGGACACCAGCUAUAAAGUCCUCUUCCCUAUCACAACACCUCCGAUGGCCAGGCCUCCACACACACCCUUAGACACAGUUCCUGAGCAGGCAGUGUUUGUGCUUGAGUUGGGGACCUUCAACCUUGAUGUGGAGCUGCUGAACAUCACCUUUCCCACCAUGGUGCUAACUGUUGCAGAGUACAACACCUUGAAGACCUUCAGGAUGGAGGUGCCCUUCUCAGACCCGGUGGUCUUUAAGGAGGUGUGUUCCUUGCCACCCUCAGUCACUGGCAACUGUGAUCAGGGGAACUUCCACAUCACUGUGGACUACAGGAACCAAGAGCCCUUUUUUGUGGUCUUGGUUGGCAAGCGGCUGCUUAACCACGAGUUUGCUCAACAGUAUUUAACAGCGGGCGACACAGACUUCACCAUCACGUUGCCCUUCUCUUCCCCGGACGCAGUGUUUGAGUCCGUUCACUCGUCCUCUGUCAGGAGCAGACUGGAUGUGGCUCUGAAUCCUUACAACAACAUGACCAUCAAAUACUUUUCCCUGGCUUGCAGCUUCCUCAAAACGCUGACUGAGUGUUUCUCUAACGGAACGAUGACUGCGCUGGCGGUGAAGGUGGAGUCUGCUCCCGGUCUGAACCCCGGUCAGCUGACCCUGAGCGACCCCGCCUGUGGUCCCACAUACAGUGACGCUCGCUUCGCCUACUUCCACUUCACUGUGAACUCCUGUGGCACCAUCAGGAAGUUUAUCAACAAUGUCAUGCUGUAUGAGAACAAAAUCUCCUUGCCAGAUGAACUUGAGGUGAAGCUGAAUGCCACGAAGUCUUCAGAGGAGGAAUAUCAGUUAAAGGUUUCCUGCUACUAUGUGGCCAACAUCACUCGCACAUUGGCCUUCCUGACCAGGCCGCGUGACAACGAGCCUUUUGCUGAGACUGGGACGGGUCGACUAAUGGUCAGAAUGAGACUCGCUCAGGACGCGUCGUAUAACACGCUCCACCAGGAGGAGGACUAUCCAGUGGUGAGGUACCUGAGACGGCCUCUGCACUUUGAGGUGGAGCUGACCACGUCCUCUGAUCCCAAGGUAGCGCUGGUGCUUGACCACUGCUGGGCCACCCUCAACGAGGACCGUGACUCCCGACCCCGGUGGAAUCUCAUCAUUAAUGGCUAACAUGUUGUUUUUGGGCCUAAACAAGUGUUAUUCCACAGAUGUGGUUCCUGAGUAAUUAGCAACCUAUCAUGCUUGGCAGGCCAUUUACCUUGGCUACCGUGGCUAUGCCCCCAUCCAUAGGUUGAGUGGUCAAAAUGCUUAAAAACGAUGUGAGCCAUGUGGAGUCUGUCACCAGAUCUCCACCCAAUUUAACA
Molecule: messenger RNA, 1478 nt
Organism: Oncorhynchus gorbuscha (pink salmon)
Lineage: Eukaryota; Metazoa; Chordata; Actinopteri; Salmoniformes; Salmonidae
Product: zona pellucida sperm-binding protein 2-like
Exons: 9
Coding region: 1-1284 (427 amino acids)
Source: RefSeq, a predicted model, not a curated record